This is a messenger RNA of Leptonychotes weddellii (Weddell seal), 1060 nucleotides long. The record is from RefSeq and is a predicted model, not a curated record. NCBI's taxonomy places the organism in Eukaryota, Metazoa, Chordata, Mammalia, Carnivora, Phocidae.
UUUCUGAUCCAUAUGCCGCUUUUGUUUGUUCAUAGGGAGUCAUCAAGCUUUGGUGUAUGUGUUGGCCAGUUCUGACAUCUCCUUGAAGGAGUGCUGCAUUGAGGAAGAUCAAAACAAGAUUGUUUGCAAAUUUUAGGGAAUGGACCGUUUGGGUUCCUUUAGCAAUGAUCCCUCUGAUAAGCCACCUUGCCGCGGCUGCUCCUCCUACCUCAUGGAGCCUUAUAUCAAGUGUGCUGAAUGUGGGCCACCUCCUUUUUUCCUCUGCUUACAGUGUUUCACUCGAGGAUUUGAGUACAAGAAACAUCAGAGUGAUCAUACUUAUGAGAUCAUGACCUCAGAUUUUCCUGUUCUUGACCCCAGCUGGACUGCUCAAGAAGAAAUGGCCCUUUUAGAAGCUGUGAUGGACUGUGGCUUUGGAAAUUGGCAGGAUGUAGCCAAUCAGAUGUGCACCAAGACCAAGGAAGAGUGUGAGAAGCACUAUAUGAAGCAUUUCAUCAAUAACCCUCUGUUUGCAUCUACCCUGCUGAACCUGAAGCACGCGGAGGAGGCGAAAACUGCUGACACAGCCAUACCAUUUCAGUCUACAGAUGACCCUCCCCGACCUACUUUUGACUCCUUGCUUUCUCGGGACAUGGCAGGAUACAUGCCAGCUCGAGCAGAUUUCAUCGAGGAGUUUGACAAUUACGCAGAAUGGGACUUGAGAGACAUCGAUUUUGUUGAAGAUGACUCGGACAUUUUACAUGCUCUGAAGAUGGCUGUAGUAGAUAUCUAUCAUUCCAGGUUAAAGGAGAGACAAAGGCGAAAAAAAAUUAUAAGAGACCAUGGAUUAAUCAACCUUAGAAAGUUUCAGUUAAUGGAACGGCGGUAUCCCAAGGAAGUCCAAGACCUUUACGAAACAAUGAGGCGAUUUGCAAGGAUAGUGGGGCCAAUGGAGCACGACAAGUUCAUUGAAAGCCACGCAUGUAGGUGCUUUUUAAGCCUUGCACAAGUGUGUGUGUGUGUGUGUGUUGAUAUAAAUAGGAGAGAAAAUGGUAUGUUUUAGGUGAAGUUCUAUAAAUAA